This is a messenger RNA of Pseudogymnoascus verrucosus, 5921 nucleotides long. RefSeq lists its product as uncharacterized. NCBI's taxonomy places the organism in Eukaryota, Fungi, Ascomycota, Leotiomycetes, Thelebolales, Thelebolaceae. Gene Ontology annotation, cellular component: Set3 complex. Gene Ontology annotation, biological process: regulation of transcription by RNA polymerase II. The record is from RefSeq and is a predicted model, not a curated record. The transcript is spliced from 3 exons. The coding region runs from base 252 to 5921 and encodes 1889 amino acids.
CUACCAUCAACAACGACCUCUGCUCUUGUGACGCCCAUCAACAACCAUCGCGGCGCCUCUAAUAUUCUUUAUCGACUUGUCUUAUUUGUAACUUCAAGAGCUUCGAGGCGUUUGGCUGUCUAUAUUACACUUAACACAACCCCCGAGUACCGUUCAGGUACCGAAAGCCAAGUCACUUCACCCCAGCUUCAACUGCCGCGGUCUGGUUGCCCUGGUCUCAAACACAUCCGGGCCAUCGCCCCUAAAUAUGAAUGACUCGAUAUGCGCAGCCUGAUUCGGCUGGCGACUCUCGGCGAUCUCCUCGCGACAGAUCACCAGCUCGCCACAGCGACCAGCGCGAUGGAGGACAAUUCAAUGGACCAGCCCGUGGAGUAGAAAACAACUACCGCCCCGGUCUCGACAGUCGAAGCAAUAGCAACUUCUCGCCCCGCGACAACUAUCGCGAUUCGAGUCGUGGCUCUAUGAGAGACUUCCCGAGUCGAGAACCCCCUCGAGGCCCAAAGGCACUUGGCGACAAUAUCCCUAGCGGACCACGCGUCAACAGCUUCUCUGGUGACUUCAGAGGCCGUGGACGAGGACGCGGACGUGGGUGGCGAGACGAUAGCCGCGAUAGAGGCCCACGCGACAUCGAUCGCGACUUCCGCGACAGACGAGACGAUAGAGGGCCGCCACCGCCAUUUCGUGAUGAAAGGAGUCACGACAGGGAAUGGGAGGACCGGGAUAGACUUGAUCGAGAUAGGCGCGACAGCUUCCGAGGCGGUCGCGCUUCGAAGAUUCGCCCCAGCUCUCCUCGAGGGAGACCACGGUCACCUGUCCGGAAUGAUUCCCGUGAUGCGACAAGGGGUCGCGGGCGUGGUCGCGACGACUGGGAACCUCGUGCUGGAAGAGGGCGCGGCAUGUACUUUGAUGGCCGUGGCGAGCCUCGGGGACGUCGCAGCCGUUCACCGGAGCGUGGCGACCGACCUCGCCAGGACCGUCCGGCGGACUCUUGGGACAAAACAUACCCACAGAGGCCCACUUCUUCAGUCUCAGUAUCGCAAACACGAGAGAAUCCUUCGCCUCCUCCGCAGGCACCCGAGGUGCCGGCUUUUGGAUCAGUUAUCAGUGGCACGGGCGGCGGGCAAACGGCGGUGGGAUCAGCUCCAGUCGCAAUACCAACUGGCCCACGAAGUGAGAGACCCCCUGCCUCGCAUGGCGGGCGCCAAGAAUACCCAGGGAGCAUACAGUGGACUAACCCAAAAUUUGUAGCUGCACCUUCAAAGCCUGAUGCAGCGACCACAUCGCCCGUUGAUAGGAAGGCGGAGGAGCAGCAAAAGUUUGCAUCUUCAGAACCACCAAAGGAUGUAUCAAAUGAUGUUGUUGAAAAGCGCGAGCCAGAAGCUCCCACAGGUGACGAUUCAACUAUGAUGGAGGCGGGCGAAGUGGACGAAUCACCCAAAGUGGAAGAGGUAACAACGCUGACAUGGAGACCACCAACAAACUACGUAACUCCAGAAGACGAGGCAUCUGACUCCGAUAUUGACGAUGAUUAUUUCGAGGACGAGAUUUCGAAAGUGAAGAGCCAGCUUAGCCAGGGCGUUGCCAAGAACACCGUCGAAAUCUUCGAAUCAGUUUCCAUUCCAUUCAAUAACAUGUCACAACUACGGUCACCAGUUCCUCCACCCGCUCCCCCAGAGCCAUCGCCAUCUAUUGAAGCAAAGGAGAAUGUUCCGGUAAAGACGACGGAUGCGCCGACCCCUAUGGCAUUAGACGAUGUUCCUGUUAUCAGCGCAGAUGUUGAGGUGCCCGCCGCUAUCUUGCCGCCAGUCGCGAAAAAGUCUCCCGAGGUUUCCACCCCGUUAUUCGAGCUGGAAAACCUUGCUUUGGAUGUUAAGCCGGUAACUCAACCAGAAGAAAUCGAACCAGUCGAAGACAGCAUCAUGACUGAGCCAAUGCUGGAAGUAGUCAGAAAGAGAAUGGCGACGCCCCCCAUCGCAGAUUUACCAUUCGCAGUCACUACCCCCUGGCAACAAGAAACAGGUUUCUUGAAAGGGAUCGAAUCGGAUCCUGAUGUGAUGGAUUUCCUAGUUGCAAGCCUCACCAUGAAAGCCGACAUGCGCGACAGGGAGAUCGAAGAGAAUUCGCAGAUAUACAAGCAAAAGUAUAAGGAUUGGAUCGACUUUCACAGAUCUGAUAAUCCGCUUGCAGUUCGGUGCCGGGAAAGGUGGGAAGCCAACAGAGCUGCAGAAGUAAGCCGUGCUGCCAGCGCUCAGCCGGCUGAAAGCAGAACCGAGGGCCGACGGGCUGUGAGCAGAUUUGCUACGGAACGUGAUAUCGAGAGGCUGCUGAGACAGUCGGAGAUUGAGGCGACUGAGCAACGCAAGCGCCAGGAUCGUGCUGCUAAGGCAAAGGCCGCCAGCGAGAAGGAAGCCGGUAUUCCCGAUAUGCUAAGUAUAGAGGAACGAGAAGCCACCCGCUAUGGUGACUAUACAAAUCUGGUCGCUUCUGACCGCGCAUUGGCUAUGUUCGAAGUCCUGCCCCCUAUUGCCGAUUUCACAGAGUGGGAAAGAGAAACCUUCGAGAAAACCAUGUUAGAUUACCCAAAACAAUGGGGCAAGAUCGCAGAAGCGUUGCCGGGACGGAAUUACAAGCAUUGCAUUCAGUACUAUUAUCUUGUCAAGCAUGAGCUGAAGCUCAAAGAAAAGCUGAAGAAGCAAAUCAGGGGCAAAGGCAGGAAGCGCAAGCCUAAGACGAGUGUGCACACGGUUGCCCUUGGGCGAGAGGAGGUCGAAGAAGAACCCACUGAGGGGACAACUGACCGUCGCCGGCCAAGAAGAGCAGCCGCGCCUAUCUUUGGUGGUGCCGAAACUGCCCCAAGCGAGUCCGAUACUACUCCAGCACCAACACCUGCGAGGCGCGGUGCUGCGACUCCAAAAGAGGGCGAGCCUACGACUACUGGAAAACGCAAGGGGAAGGCGUCUGGUACCCGCGAAAAGGCCACGAAGCAGCCAAAGAAUAACCAACUGCUGGCCGCUGCUCCUAAUGCCGCCCCAAAGAACCAGGAGACGAAGGUUCCACAUGCUAUGCCAAUAAUUAAGGAGUGGCAGCAGCCAAUUGUUCCGCCUCCCGAGCCCGUCCGAUUCACUAGCCAAAUUGCUCCGUGGGAUGGACCGGCACCAAUACUCCCUCCCUAUGUCCCGCCAAGUGUCGUGGCCGAGAAACCAACAGCACCAAUUCCUUCUGGGCACGAUGUUGUCCCCCAGGGCUACCCUGUCCCGGAGCACGUUGGAGCGUUACCGCCAGGAUCAGCAUACAACCCAGACCCCCAGAAUCAGCGGAAUACAGCUGCGCCAACAUCAAGUUAUUGGAGUGUUCCUGAACAGAACGACUUUCCAAUGCUCAUUGAAUACUAUGGGACUGAUUGGCACGGGAUUGCAAAGUGGAUGGCUUCCAAGACCCAUAUUAUGGUUAAGAAUUAUUAUCAACGUCAGAUUGACUCCGGGAGAUCCGAUUUGGAGGAGAUGGCUCGGGUUGCUGAUGACAAACGAGCUAGAGGAGAAAAUCUAGGUCCCCCACCUGCCCAGACUAACCAUCCCAUCAAAAGAAAAUACGAUGGCCCUUCUGGAUCGCCUCAGCGCCCCCUUGGCCUCACUUCCAUGGAUGAUAUGGACGAGAUGUAUCUUGGUGGACAGUUACCUCCGCAGACAUCUACGGGCAUGCUAUUCACAGGAGGAAUGCCCCCAAACCGAUACGAUGGAUUUACGAAUCCGAUUGGCAGGCCAAGCAGUUCCAUUAGCACAUUUGAACAAGACGAGAAACCCCCAACUUCGCAUGCCUUGCCUGGGCAGCAUGCACCGUCGCCACAACCAGGAGGCCCACGAUAUGCCCCUCUGGCUCAAGCAGGCUCUAUUUCUCAGGCGUCAAAUGCUCCUUCUCGGUCGGUCACUGCUCCUAGUAAGCACCUACCACAAGCACAGCAAAUUGUGCAGCAAAUGCAGCAGCAACGCCCGCCACGAGGACCGACGCUUGGUUAUUUCAAUAGCGACACCAAUAGACCUAUUGUACGAGCAUCAUCUAUUUCAAAUCCGUCUCCUCAGCCAAUUCCUGCUCCCGACCAAGCUAGAACCACAUCGCGAUCCCACCUGGUUGCACAAGAAGCCCAGGCCGAAAGGCAGCAAGCUCUGCGCUUGGAAGAGGAGCAACGCCUGCAGACCCGCCAGCAACAGUACAGGAUGAAGCAAGAAACCGAUGUGCCGGGUACGACUCAGUUCGAACAGUACCCCCAACAAAUACCACAGCACCAGCAACGUGGCCCUCCGAUGCAUGCACGCACCGAAGCAAUGUCACCUGUUCGCGCUGAGGAUAGUAGACGUGCAAAUAUUGGCCAAUACCCUCCACGAAACUUUCAGCCAUCACGAAAUGCACUUGGUGAUUUGAAAGCUAGCACAGGACCAUCGACUCCAACUUCGUUAGCAUCGCCAGGGUCCUCUCGAGGUGCCCCAAUUGCACCACCAACCCAUCAACAUUCCCCCCCAGUUCACCAGCAGCCUCCAUCAGCACCUCCGCCACAGCCACAGCCUGUUGCGGCUAUUCGUCAACAAGAGACUGUCCGGAAGACAUCCAGCAUUAUGUCAUUACUUAACGAUGAACCAAGCGAACCAGUAGCUUCAAAACAUGCUCCCGAACCGCAGUCGGCAAUGAAACCCUCCCCGUCACCUGCUCCGCAUCAGCCGAUGUAUCAACCGCGCCAAGCAGCGCCACCACCGACGCAGCACCUUCGACGAGAGUCAUCAUUGACUGAUAUUCGCGGAAAGGCACCACCCCAGUCGACACGCCCUCCUAGCACGGCACAACCACCAGCUAUCAGGCACAAUGACAUGGCAUACUCUCCUAUCAUCUCAAAUCAGAAUCAGCCACAGUCAAGGCAACAUGUUGGCUCUCCGUUAGAUUCAACUGCGCCUGAUCGCGGCGAGUAUUAUGCCCAUCAGCAAUACAUGAUGCAACAGCAACAGCAACAGCAGCACCAGCAGCCUCCAACCAGCUCGCCGCAGACGCCAAUUCCCUACCAACCUCAACAAUCCCAACAGCCUCCCCAGCAAUCUCAACCACCUCAGCACCCAAGCCAUCGUCAAAUGGCGUUUGGUACAUCUAGCCACCGUUCUGCGUCUCCCAGUGUGGGAUACUCUCAUACCUCCCAUCACGGAUCUAGACACGGUAGUUUUGAUGCCCGACAGCAACAAGGGCCUCCUCCGACGUCAACGCAGGGCCCGCAACAACCGGGUUAUGGCACUGCCCAACAUCCAGGACCAGCUAUGUCACCUCCAUACCAGCAACAGGCACCCCAGCAACACUCGCUUCAGCCCCCGCGCUAUAUCAGCCAACCUCCUUCGUCGUCUCAAGCCCGAGCCUCUCCCCUCGGACAGCACAGCGCGCAAGCCCAGCAGAUGCCGCCACAAGCUGCUCAGCACGCAUAUGGCCAACUGCCGCCUCAUCGUGCUCAACAACCUAGCCCCGCACCAGCUGCGCAAAGGUCGUAUACCCCCGUUUCGUAUGACCGACACCCGGGACCGUAUGCACCGCCGCCUCCGCAACAGCCACAGCCGGAUAGGUUGACUCUCCAACAGCAGAGGCAGGAAGAGGAGGCGAUGCUUAGACGACAGCCGAUGAGGGAUGGGUAUGGUGGGCCUGGUCCUGUGAUUGAUCGGAGGGCCGAAGAGGCGUACCAGCGGGACUUGGAGGAGAGGAGGUUGAUGGAGGGGAGAAGGGUGAUGGAAGAGAGGAGAGAAAUGGAUGAGAGAAGACAUCAGGAUGAGAGAAGACAGUUGGGUGACCAUAGACAGUUGGAUGAGCGGAUGCUAGAAGAGAGGAGGAUGAUGGACGAGAGGAGACAGAUGGAACAACAGAGACGACAUAUGGAUGACCGGGAUUUCAGGCGGCAAUAA